AUGGCAACUGUCUUGAAUGAACAAGGAUCAGUUGUCGCCGUUUCGCACGACAUGAUCAUGGUGCGUUAUAACGGGAAAGGAGUCUUAUUCAAAAAGGAUAUGAUGAAUCGUACCUAUAAACACGACGACAUAGUUCAGUUCAGUGCCAAAAGAGCAACCACUGUAGAUAUCGAAGUUGGAGAUAAACUGUCUCAAAUGGCAAACUAUGAAAUUGGCUGGCUGGGUACUGAUAUCAAAUACAUCAAACCAGGUCGAUUGAUCAUGGCGGAAGGUGUGGUGAUCAAUAUUCCUGAUGAAAGAGCCCAAUUUAUGUUUGUUGAUUGGAAAUACACGAAAAAUCCGCCAGGCCUUCCAAAAAUUCCGGGCUACAAUAAACCACUUAACACUAAUGUAUUUAUUACGAAAGCUACUGUUCGUCCGGAGAUUGAAAAGCUCUCUGAAAUGUUCAAGCCAGGACAACGGGUGAAAUACGUUGCCAGAGAACAAGCACCAAACGAGCGAGGAGUUUGCUGGAGAGCAGCAAUCGCUACAGAUGAAUAUCAUGACAUUGUGGUUGAUACUACCUAUCAAGGUCGUCAAACUUACCGAGCAGUUCCGAAGACUGGUGUUACCCGUCCAGCCCCCCAGCCAGUAAAGACGCAAGCGAAACCAACUCCAACACCAACUGCAAUCGUCAACAAUCCACAUUCUGGACAACGACCGUUGGUGAAACCCAUUCCAAAACCAGCCGAAACGCCGAAGCCGGCAUCUUCAUCUGUUCUCACGUCAGCUCCAGCUUCUACCAUCCCAUCGACUUCCUCUUCCACACGGACCUCUUUUGACGUGGGAAAACCGCCACCAACCAAUGGUUUCGAUUACUUCGACACAACAGAAGAAGCUUGCAAUGCUAGAUUCAAUGCUUUCGCCGCAAAAUAUCGCAAGGAAAAUCCGACAUGCAUCUUCUCUCAAAAGUGUUUCGAAGGCUGUCUGAAAGUCAAAUAUCUCAACACCAUUACUGAACAACUUUCCGCCAUUAAAGUUGCUCAGAACUGA
Caenorhabditis briggsae is the source of this 1032-nucleotide messenger RNA. Lineage: Eukaryota; Metazoa; Nematoda; Chromadorea; Rhabditida; Rhabditidae. Bases 1 to 1032 code for a protein of 343 amino acids. The record is from RefSeq and is a predicted model, not a curated record. The transcript is spliced from 5 exons.